This is a messenger RNA of Sycon ciliatum, 6800 nucleotides long. Its product is annotated as multiple epidermal growth factor-like domains protein 8. Gene Ontology annotation, molecular function: protein binding; calcium ion binding. The record is from RefSeq and is a predicted model, not a curated record. The transcript is spliced from 28 exons. The coding region runs from base 589 to 6330 and encodes 1913 amino acids. Lineage: Eukaryota; Metazoa; Porifera; Calcarea; Leucosolenida; Sycettidae.
UUCUCCUGUUUGUACUCGUUGUUGGUACAGGAAACAGCAGCUUCUGUGACUGCGCUUUCUAAUGUCAGCGAGCCGGUGGAAAGCAUAUUCUUCGUGCACAUUGACGAUGGUUGGGUGUGGCUGCGCGUCGUUGCUGAGUCGGAUCCCAACACUCAGGACCCCGUGUCCGGGGACAUUAAUGUUACUCUGGUACCAGGUGGCCGAAAUUCCAGUCCGGAAGCCCUGGGCGGUGUGCAUUCCUUUAUUGAGGAACCGAGUAUUGUAGCGAAGUCUCCAUCAUCACAGCCCGUGUAUUUCGAUUCAGAUAGUUCCCUGUCAUUGCGUUCCGCGCCUACUGAGCAACGUUUGCCAACGACCGUCCCAGUACCCACCGUGGAUGUUGCUGAUGUUCUCAGCUUCGGUGCUGCAGCUCCUGUUGAGUAUAGCAGUGCUAUACAUGAGCCUGCGGUUAACACGCUGGGUACACUCUCGGCGGUUCCACUGGCGUUCCACUUCUACAGUGAUGCAUGCGGAGCGCACACGGACUGCUCGGCGUGCGUCACCAACAGUUCUUGUGGAUGGUGUGCGCAGAGAGGAACCUGCGUGCACAUGUCCAGCACUCAAAUCGGAUCCUGCCCUGGACCAGCUACAUUCAAUGGUUCCAGCUGGAUUCAGGACUCGGCUAGCUGCCUAUCGUGUCAACAUCGUGAUACAUGCGAUGCUUGUCUGGAUAGCAUAGCAUGUGAGUGGAAUAUGAAUGGAUUCUGCCAAUUGAUCGCACCAGGAACGAUUGGAAGCAUAGUGGCAAGCUCCUCUACUGUCAGGAUGAAGCAAGAAUGUCCUCUUCCUUGUCCUCAACGUAGCCGAUGCGAUGAGUGUAUGCUUGGUGGGUUCGCACGGCCGUGCGUGUGGUGUGUCAGUACGGGAAAGUGUCAUGAUCAGGCCAAGAUGCCACUUGUCAAUGCCUACGGACAGUGUCGCCUCUACUUCUCAAACAGCCCGGACAUGUGCAGGAAUUGCUCGGCACGGACUGUGUGUAGUGACUGCCUUGCCACACCAUCCGCACAGGAUCGUUUCUGCGGCUGGUGCAUGGACGUCAGCGAUCCGCAGAGUGGCAGAUGUAUGCCUGGCAGCUUUGACGGACCAUCCGCCAAUGAAACUUGCGAUAUUUCACCCAUGGAUACAAGACGUGUACCUGUGUACGCCAACCACACCUGGUCUUUCACACGGUGUCCUGCCGUGGACUGGUGUAUGCUGAAGAACACGUCGUGCGGCAGCAAUGCUUCCUGUCACAAUGAUGUGGACAGUGGCUACUGUCACUGUGAUGUGGGUUUCACUGGUGAUGGACUGCGCUGUGAAGAAUGGUGUCCUGUGUCAUGUGGUAGACAUGGUCAUUGCUCCGGGUCCCCGCUCUUCCAGUGCGUAUGUGAUCUUGGCUGGACUGGUGAAGUGUGUGGAGAAGAUUGCGAGUGUAAUGGUUGGAGCACGUGCGCAAGCGGCCGUGGACUGUGCGACGACUGCCAGAACAACACAGCUGGCAAGUCUUGCGAGCUGUGCAAGCCGCUGCACUUUCGCAAUGCCACAUCGGAUACGUGCCGACAGUGUGUGUGCAGUGAUCGUGAAGACAUGAGUGUAGGCGGCUGCAAUACUACCAGCGGUGCGUGCUACUGUUCUCUGGGCUAUGCUGGCGAACAGUGCGAGAAGUGUGAGAGUGGAUAUCGAUUCUAUCAAGGUAAAAGCGAAAGCCUGUGCUUGAAGCAGUGUGCCACGCGGCUGGUGACGCACUCGACCGGCACACUGCAGUACGUGUCCACAGUGCAUAUCAACCCGCUGCUGUACUCUGGCCUCACCCACUGUGCACUAGUUAUCAUUGCUGCUGAUGCAGCAGCAGCCACAGCGACGGCAGUGACUGCAAGCACACCGGAUGCAUCGCUCCAUCUCACCCAAGACAAUGUCUCACAGGUUGUGGCCCCUGGCCUUGCCAUUGAGCUUACCAUUCAUUGGUUAUCCCUGCCGUGCAACAAUGAGUCAGUGCUGGUCUACGAUGAUCUACACUUGGACACUAGCUCUCUCGCAAACUACACGCUGAUCGGAAUGGUGUCUGGCCAGAACAACCAUGCGCUUCCUGGAGCUAAGUUCUACAGUGUGUCGGGCAUUAUGACUGUGUUCCUGCCCGUGUUUAACGAUGACGGUGACGGUGUUGUGGUUACUCAUCGCUCAAUUCCGUGCAUGGAUUGUCCACAGCCGCAGCGUUCGUGCGUGGCGCAGUCAGAGGACACGCUUGUCUGCGAUGGGCUUCACACGGUAUCUAUCUGCAGAGAUUGCAAGUACCGGUGUGUCAAUAACUCUGGACAAUGCCGGUGCCUGAACACAUCCAGUACUGAGGAAGGCUGCAGCAACCCACGCACCAGUCCCACCCAACCUGGCUGGGCUAACCUGUCCUCCAGCUGGCUGGUACCACAAGAGCUGGACAACAUCCACGAAUGCACAGUUUCUAACCCAUGCCCGAUGACAUCAUUUCCUCCUCGCUACGAGCACACAGCCGUGUGCAUUCGCAGCACCCUUGAAGACCUGCUGUACGUCUUUGGAGGCAUCGACAGCACUGGGCGAAUGCUAUCGGCGGAUGUUGCAGUUGUAUCUACAUCUUCCUAUACGUGGCACGUGCUGAAAAUGAAGGCAGGAAAGUCUCAAAGAGGUGACAAUGUGAUCACCCCGAGAUACGCUCACUCCACUGUUUUGUCUUUGCAGGAGCAGAAAAUGUAUGUGUUUGGUGGUGUCCUGGAGAACAAUGUCACCACCUCUGAGCUAUGGGAGCUAAGCCUGGGCAUCAAGAAAAGUACAUGGACUUCUCUGCAACAGGGCUCCGCAUCACCUCUUGGCAGGGCCUUUCACAGCUUGACAAUGACAGCGACAAACGGCUCGAGGGAGCUUCUACUCCUAGGUGGCUAUGCUGCAAUCAACUCGUCUAUGAAGACCAUAAUCAGCUGCAGAACCGUACAUGUGUACAGGCUAUCCCAGGGAGUUUGGGUGGAGCGACAAACACAAGGACCAGCGCCCAGCGUGUAUGGCCACACAGCCAGCUAUGUGAAGGGUGAAGACGGUGACGUGGACAGUGUUGUGGUGCUGGGCGGAAGCCAGUAUCUUGCUGGCCACGUGGCUGACGGGCGCACGCUGAGCUACUCCGACGACCUCGUACUGUUCAGACUGCGCCUGCGGGACUGGACCUGGGAGUACAUUCUGCCAACUCAACCUGUGCCAACGUUCCUUAGGCCUCUUGCUGUACCUUCUGAUAUCUCCGGGCACCAGUCAGUCACACUCUACAGCCAUUUGAUCGUUGUGAUCGGAGGCAGCACUCUGAAGAGAUCUCCAGCCUGUUCUCAGCUGACCGUGCUGCUGUACAACACAAAAUGUGCGGCUUUUGCUGUGCUUAAUUUCUCCCAGCAAACAGAUGAUUUCAGUAUACCGUACCUGGAGUAUCACACAGCCACGCCAAGCAGUAGUGGGCACACUGCCUAUGUCUUGGGUGGAGUGAAGAACGGACUGGUGUCCGGUGAUAUGGCAAUGUUCACCGUGCCCGACCAGCUAGACACUUGGUGUUCGCUGGCCAUGGAUGAAACGUCGUGCGGUGCUUUGGACAGCUCAUGUCUCUGGUGUUCUCCCCAGGGCCACGGCGACCCAUACUGUGUGUCCAAAUUCUCCAACACCAGUCACUGCGGUACCCCAGAUGAUUACGAAAAUGCCGUGUGUGCAGACAAUAGCAAAUGUGACAGCUUCCACUCCUGCCUGGGCUGUGUUGGCCGAACUGGAUGUCUCUACAAUGCUGAUCAAGCCUCUUCCCAAUGUCAGACGGAGGAGAACACGUCCAUGGGGAAGAAGAGUCUACUAUCACGCUGGCAAGACUGUCCAGUAGCCGGCACAAAGUGCUAUCUGCAGGCCCAGUGCGACAAGUGCUUGAAAUCCAGAACAAACUGUUCUUCAGCUGCCCUCAUGUACACCAGGUCUGGAGUCAUGUAUCCUGCUCAGAUGUGCACAGUUGCUGCAAGAAAUGAUAGUAUUGUUUUGCCUGUCAAUAACUGCUCGUUGACGUGUUCCGUGGAGUGUCCCGUGGAUUGCUCCGCUCACACCACAUGCUCGGCCUGUGUGGAGUCAAUAAGCUACAGCGCACCACCGCUAUCGCACCAGCUGCAGCAACCUCGCUGCUUGUGGAGUGCAUCACAACAGGCCUGCAUGUCACUCGAUGAAAGCAAUGUGCUGUGCCCGGGUAUGAGGUGUGGAUCGAUCGCUUCCCAGGAGAGUCAGUGCCCAGUGAUUCACUGUGGCCGAUUCAAGAACUGUCACAGUUGUCGACAAGCUCUUGGCUGUGGGUGGUGUCGACAACCUACUGGCAAUGGGACGUGUUUGAGUGGCGGACCUAGCAUGCCAGACACAUGUCGCAUGUUCAAUAGCAUGUACAGCCGCUUCUCGGACUUCUACGCACGCUUUCCUCCAAACCUGGUCAGUCGUGUGCUUCUCCAUAUCUCCAGCAAUCCGUGGAACUACUUCACCUGCCCACUUGUUGAUGAGUGCUCGACUGGCACACAUAACUGCCCCGACACACAGAUAUGUGUGGACGAAGAUGACGGAUUUGGCUGCGCCUGUGCACCUGGAUUUAACAACAUGAAUGGACAAUGUGUACCUGUGUGUCCAAGUGACUGUGGAGAGUAUGGGCAGUGCGUCUCACCCAAUGUGUGUAAGUGUGACUAUCACUGGACGGGAUCACGGUGCAGAACGCCGUGCGAGUGCAACGGGCACAGCGACUGCCAGGACGCCACACCGGCCGGCGUCAAGACAUGCCUCAACUGCACGAACAACACGCAUGGGCCACAAUGUAACUUCUGUGAUGCCGGGUAUGUUGACAUCACCUUGAGCAAUCAGCCAGUCACUUGUGUCUCGUGCCACAAGUUCUGCCACUGGAAUAGCAAAACCUGCAAUCGGCUUGGCAACGGCACAGAGCCCCUUAGAGUGGACAACACUGUCUGCUCAGACUGUAGUAACAACACACAUGGAGAUCGGUGUGACAAGUGCGACGAGGGCCACUUCCACUCUCCUUCGCAACCACAUUAUCUUAUGGCGGGCACAUACCUUUGCCAGAGAUGCCGCUGCAAUGGACAUGCCACGGGUAACUGUGGCAAGGGAGGCAGCGAGUGUGUUUGUCAAAACAAUACCCAGAGUACAGAGUGCUUGGACCAUGCUUCGGAAAUGUGUUACUUAUAUCAGUGUGAUCGGUGUAGAUCAGCGUACAUCGGUACCCCGGUCAAUGGCCAGCAAUGCUAUUUGCUCAUUUCUUCUGACGAUGCGUUUACGGAGGACAUACCAUAUGGUGGUAUGAGGUUCUUCAGCAUUCCACCUCGCUAUACAAACGUGGACAUCCGCCUCACUGUUGUGUCUCAUGUUGGCGAGGUUGAUGUCUGGCUGGGCACGUCAGACUCUGAUCUAUCUGUGGAGUCCAGCCAGAGUGUCCAUUACGUGUUCUCCAAGCUGCUAUCCGCCAACCAGGGCAGGGCGACACUAUGCAGUAGAUCGUGGAGUGCAUCGAUGAAUGAGAAUACGUUCAACGAGCCACCCACAGUGGUCACGGUCAGCGAGCACGGCUUCCGCAAAUGUGCUUUCCAGGGAGAGCUGGUGAUGAGACUGCCACACUCCAAGCACGCCCUCCAUCGACAAAAGUUUUUCCUGGCCCUGCGCGCGCUGUCCGUGCACCCCAACGUCUCCAGCCGCAACCGCAGCACCGGUGUAGUGCCAUCUCACGGCACAACCGUCACAGUCUACUACCAGCAAGAUCUGCUGCAGAUUGACCUCAUCAUCUUCUUCUCCUGCUUCUUCUCUAGCUUCUUCUUGCUGCUGCUGGUCUCGAUGGCACUGUGGAGGUUCAGAGCUAUGUACCAGGCACAUGUCCGGCGUCUGCAAAACGUGGCAAGGAGGGAGCAGAAUGCCAAUCGGCCAUUCGUGCAGCUCAAAGUCCUCCUUCCUUCCGAGCAGGCUGGAAAUUCUGGGAAUGUGCAGGUGGAUGGAAUGCAAGGGGGCUCUGCCCUUGCUGCUCGCAAACAUAGCAUUAUAGCACAUCAGCCAAUCAAGGAUGGAAAAGCUUGGCUUUCAACGUCCUUUAUCCGACUGCCGAGUGAAGACAAUGGUUCCCACUUGGCAUUGGCGUCAGCGAUAACCCUAUCUCCAUCCGACAACUCUCCUCUCCUUGCGGGGCUAAGGCGGAGAGCAUUCAACAGUUACUCGGCACAACUGUCUAGGCCCUGGCGUCAGCGUCAGUACCAGUAUGAUAUUGCUGGUGACCAUGGCAACGGUGAUCCUGCGCUGUGAGAUGAUUGUGUAAAUAUGAUGUAAAAUGUUUUUUCUUGUCCCUUGAUCAUGCCAAGAUCGUAUGAGGUACUUGAGUGUUGCUUGAUGAGUGUCGUUUGAUGUACUUUUGAGCCUAUUUAUUAUCGACCACCCGCAAGACAGUGCUCUUUAGGUGCACUGUACUGCAGCCUGCUAUCCGUCACUUUCUUGUCUUUUUCACUACCGAUCCAUGUCGCCCUCUCCAGCAUAUCUCCUAUACCAGAAAAAUCAACGACAACAUUCUUCAAUUCUGUCCAUUUCGAAUGAUUAUUAUACUCAGUGAAGAACACACAUCAGUCCAUAUUUUUUUGUUUCGUUUAUUUCAGUUCUUGGUCGGUAUCAUAAUGGCAUGGUAAAACUUGUGUCACCGUACAUGUAUCAGAUGCCAUACACAGUCUGCCACUCAGUUCAUGAAAUGGAUAAAAUCCGACGCAUGUAUAACCCCUUCUUUA